Molecule: messenger RNA, 1132 nt
Organism: Pygocentrus nattereri (red-bellied piranha)
Lineage: Eukaryota; Metazoa; Chordata; Actinopteri; Characiformes; Serrasalmidae
Gene: hmgb2a
Product: high mobility group box 2a
Exons: 5
Coding region: 118-765 (215 amino acids)
Biological process (GO): regulation of transcription by RNA polymerase II
Cellular component (GO): nucleus
Molecular function (GO): DNA binding, bending
Source: RefSeq, a predicted model, not a curated record
UAAUCAAGCUUGUGUGGUCCGUACCUCAGACAACAGCAGUGGAAGAGGAGCGCAGAUUGUUUUUCUGGAGAAGAAGUGGGCUGAAAUCUGUGUUUAAAGCCACAAACUUCUGCGGCCAUGGGUAAAGAUCCUAAUAAGCCAAGAGGAAAGACCUCGGCCUACGCAUUUUUUGUGCAGACAUGUCGGGAAGAGCACAAGAAGAAACACCCUGGAACUGCGGUGAACUUUGCGGAGUUUUCCAAGAAGUGUGCGGAGAGAUGGAAGACCAUGUCACCCAAAGAGAAAACAAAGUUUGAUGAACUGGCCAAAACCGACAAGGUACGCUAUGACCGGGAGAUGAAAAACUAUGUGCCACCCAAAGGUGCAAAGAAGGGAAAGAAAAAGAAGGACCCAAAUGCUCCAAAGAGGCCACCAUCGGCUUUCUUCGUUUUCUGCUCUGAUCAUCGCCCAAAGGUGAAGAAUGACAACCCAGGUAUCACUAUUGGUGACAUUGCAAAGAAACUCGGUGAAAUGUGGUCAAAACUGUCAGCCAAGGAGAAAUCACCCUAUGAGCAAAAGGCCCUAAAGCUGAAGGAGAAAUAUGAAAAGGAUGUUGCUGCAUAUCGUGCCAAGGGAGGAAAGGCUGAUGGUGCGAAGAAAGGUGGACCAGGCCGGCCAGCAGGGAAGAAGGCAGAAGCCACAGAUGAUGAUGAUGAUGAUGAUGAUGAUGAGGAGGAGGAUGAAGAUGAGGAGGAGGAAGAUGAUGAUGAUGAUGAUGAUGAGUAAAUCUGUCAGGAAACUUGAGCUGAAUUGUUUGCAGAACAAUGUGAAAAAUGCGUUUUUAUUGUUAUUUUUUUAGCAUUUGAAUAUUUUCAAAACAUGUACAGGAAUGUGUAUAGAUGAAAUGCAUAUUGAGGUCAUGUACUGUUUUGUAAAUUUAACAGCUGUUCUUGUUUCUAAGCACUGCUUUCUUUGUUUGAUAGCUGUGGUUUCUCUCAUACCCAACAUAUUGUUUCCACUGCCAUUGUAAGGAAUUUGAGGAACAAUGUUAUUGUAGUUCAAGUCUCAAGAUUUUUUUUUUUUUUUUUUUUUUUGGACAUUUGAGCUUUAAAUUUGUGUAGACACAAUUUUUAUAAUAAAACUUUGUAUAUUA